GGGGCGUGGCCCCAGUGGAGGCGGGGCCAGCCGCGGCCAGAGCCGCCGACCCAGACGUGGCGCAGCGGCGAUCCUCUCGUCGCGCCUCAUUUCCCGCCGGGUUCCGAUGAUCCUCUCGAGGCCUCUGCAGCCGCUGCUGCUGCUGCUUUUUGCGGCGUUCGCGGCUUCCGCAGCCACCUUCCGGCCCGACUGGAGCCGUCUGCACGGCCUAGCCCGAGCCCGGGUAGAGACCUGUGGGGGAUGACAGCUGAAUCGCCUGAAGGAGGUCAAGGCCUUCGUCACCGAGGACAUCCCAUUGUACCACAACCUGGUCAUGAAACACCUUCCGGGGGCCGACCCAGAGCUGGUGCUGCUGGGUCACCACCAUGAGGAGCUGCAGCGAAUCCCACUGAGCGAGAUGACCCGCGAGGAGAUCAACGCGCUGGUGCAGGAGCUCGGCUUCUACCGCAAGGAGGCGCCCGACGCGCCCGUGCCCCCGGAAUACCUGCAGGCUCCUGCUAAGUCCACCCCAGGCGCUUCGGACCGACCUUCCUCCGAAUUGUAGGCCUUGGGGAGCCUGCAUCCCCCUCCCCCCUUCAUACACCUCCUGCCUGAGCCCUGGGGACAGAAUGAAGCCCUCAGUGUCCCGGGAGCACUCCCUCGCUGAGGGUCGACGCCCCGUCCCCAAGCCAGCAGGGAUGGAGUUGGGGGAUUCCUCAUUCCUCUCCACUUCUUUCUUCCCUCUUCAGUUCCAUUAAAUCUUUAUGCUUUCAUUGUGA
Molecule: messenger RNA, 758 nt
Organism: Sorex araneus (European shrew)
Lineage: Eukaryota; Metazoa; Chordata; Mammalia; Eulipotyphla; Soricidae
Gene: SELENOM
Product: selenoprotein M
Exons: 5
Cellular component (GO): endoplasmic reticulum lumen
Molecular function (GO): oxidoreductase activity
Source: RefSeq, a predicted model, not a curated record